Exophiala xenobiotica is the source of this 243-nucleotide messenger RNA. RefSeq lists its product as uncharacterized. The transcript has a single exon. The coding region runs from base 1 to 243 and encodes 80 amino acids. NCBI's taxonomy places the organism in Eukaryota, Fungi, Ascomycota, Eurotiomycetes, Chaetothyriales, Herpotrichiellaceae. The record is from RefSeq and is a predicted model, not a curated record.
AUGACAUUCCCCAUGAACUUCAAUGACGAAAUGCUGCGCGACGAAGGGCAUCAGUGGACAGACUAUCUCACCGAAGCCACGCAGCAUCCCACGCCGAGAGAGGUCAUUAGGGAAUUUGCCACGGGACUGUAUGAACUACCGGACUGGCUGAAGUCGCUUGGAGGGGAGUUGGACGACACAAAUUAUGACAAGAUGCAAGGCCUCUUUCGCACUCACUCCAGACCCACCUUUAUCCUCACCUGA